AUGACACCACACAAGCCCGCAUCCCCUGUACACCAUACACAAACCGGAUCCAAGCCCAAGCAUGCCCUGAUCGCCUCGAGCAGCUCGAGCGAGGCAAAGGCCAUGGGCCUCUUGCCCGAAUCUCGCAUGCUACAGCUACCAGAGGAUAUGGAAGCUGUCGACAAGGAACGCGCCACCAUCCUCGAGAAGCACGAGGCUACCGACGGGAAGCGCAAGGUCAUCGACAUGGCGGUGCGUAAGCAACGGGUGAUGUCCACCGAGACUUCACACAUCGAGCGAUUGCCCUCGGAGCYCUUGGCCAAAAUCUGCGAAUACGCCUCGAGCAGCAAUGGAACUCGCUUCUUCCCACGCCACCUUCCCGCGAUCAUGCGCGUUUGCACGAGGAUGUACAACGUAGGUGGUCGGAGCACGUACGGUACCAGCACCCUGACGAUGAACGAGUCCGCCGGCACGCUCACUCACGCCGCGGUGGCUCUUCUGCGCAAACACAAUCCGAGCGGCACAAAAGGCGUCAAGGUGUUUCGGAUGAUCCGGAAUUGGCCCAAGAACGGAUGCGGCUACCAGAACACCUACAUCGCGUUCGAGGCGCAUCUGAGCCCUACCAACACCGUUCACAUCCCGAGCGCUCCAAGCAAGAUCGCCGCCACAAUGCCAGUUGAUGGACGUCCAGAAGAUCCCCAGGAUCACAUGACGCGCAGUGGACACAUCGAGGCGUGUCACUGCGAGGUCAUGGCUAUGGCGGCGAGUGUCACACCUGGCCCAGAUGCGGUGCAAGUCUUCUUGGAGACGUACCUCAAUCGUAUCGGGCAAGCACCACCAAAUAUGGUCUACGUGCCGCUUCCUGUGCGCGAUGCUCGGCGUUGCGCCGAGUGUGGUUCGCUGACUGGUAGCUGA
Ramularia collo-cygni is the source of this 894-nucleotide messenger RNA. RefSeq lists its product as uncharacterized. Lineage: Eukaryota; Fungi; Ascomycota; Dothideomycetes; Mycosphaerellales; Mycosphaerellaceae. The transcript has 2 exons. Bases 1 to 894 code for a protein of 297 amino acids. The record is from RefSeq and is a predicted model, not a curated record.